AAGAAAAAAUGUCCAAGAUGGCGGCUGUUAUGGAAAGUGGGGAAGAUGCAUUCAAGCAACUUUUUAAGUUUUAUAAGCGCAGAAAACCUCCACCAGACUUCAGUGAGGUGAUCAACUUCUCCGGGAACCUUUGCACUGGCAAGGUGGUUCCGAUCAAACUCAACCCCACUGCAGUCUCUGAUGCUGCAGCCUCCAGAGUGGGUCUCAGACCAGCCCUGGACUGGAGAGCCUUUGGUCUUCAGGGAUGCCCAGGAUUCAUCUUUAUCUCAGACCCCUUUCGGAAAGACUCCCAGCCCUUCUGGAUCCGACAGUGCCUGAAGACAUACCCACAGAAGCCCAACGUAUGUAACCUGGACAUGCAUAUGUCCCCUUGUGAUACCCAGGACAUAUGGGAACGCAGCGUGAACAGCCUCAGUUCACCAACCCCACCUAGACGCCAAGAGAAGAGUCUGCUGGAGCGACUGCGCUGGGUCACCCUAGGCUAUCAAUACAACUGGGACACUAAGCUGUAUUCUGCAGACCACUACACCCCUUUUCCAGCUGAUCUUCAGUCACUGUCGCAGCAAAUCGCUCUGGGCUGCGGCUUCGGUGACUUUAGGCCUCAGGCAGGAAUUCUCAACUACUACAGGAGUGACUCAUCUCUGGGCAUCCACGUGGACGAGUCCGAGCUGGACCACAGCUGUCCUCUCCUCUCAUUCUGUUUUGGGCAGUCAGCCAUCUUUCUCCUCGGUGGUAAGCAGCGACAGGACCCCCCUACAGCCAUGUUCAUGCACAGCGGAGACGUGAUGGUGAUGUCCGGACAGAGCCGCCUUUUCUACCAUGCUGUUCCCCGGAUUGUCCCCGCUAACCCAAGCCUCUUCUCCUCCAAGCUCCAGAACCCCCCUGCUCCACCUGAUCUGCAGACCCAGACCACCCCCCUAGAGACAAACUCAGUGCUGGAGCCAGUGUCGGAGCAGGACUGGGCCAUAUGUCUCAGGUAUAUAGAGAGCUCCAGGAUUAAUGUGACUGUCAGACAAGUGCUGGGACCUGGCCAGAGCUUUCCUCACAGCUGAUUAUGGAAAGACAUUUUCACAUUAGAAAAAACUAAAAUAAGUGACAUUGGGAUUCAUAUUAGUCUGGACAAUGAUGGUUAAGAAGAGGAUUCAUUUUAAUGUGAUUUACCAUUCACGUGCACAAUAUGUAUUUAUUAUUAAAAGGUGGAUGGUGAUGUGUUUCCUUUCUGUCCAGACAGUUACAUCUUACAAAAUGAAUAACUAUGACUUUCCAUCUGAGUGCUUUUGAGUCAAAAUAUGCUAAUUUCCACCACUAAUAAUUGUGCAAAGUAUUAGUGGUAUCAUAUGUAGGCUGAAGGCUCUGAGAAUUAGCCUACUGUUAAAUAGCUCAAGUGUUUGCUGGUACAUUAUGUUGCCCAAAAAUAUAGCUUGCAGUGUCUUGAGUACAAUUUUGAUGCAAUGAAACUCAUGAUAGAUAAAUGAAUGCACAGCUGUCUCUUGCCGUGUUGUUUGGGUAUGAGACGAUGUGGUUGAACUCCAGCCUGGUGACAAUCCGAUCCUUUGCCUGUAGCCUUCAUCUCGCCACAAAGCCUUUGUUUUCCAGAAGAAACCUCAUCAACACCAGGUGGACCUAAACUACAACAACACAUUGUCUGCCAACUUUCCACCUCCCACCAUUCUGAAUCAUCCAAUUUGUUUGAGAUUAGAUGAGAAUCUGAGUUUAUUUGCUUGCCGGUCCUUGUAAAAUAUGUAGUUUUACGCUGCUACACCCCCACUCUUCUUGCUGCUACCCAAUAAAAGACAUUACCACCUCCAAACCUGAAAACAGAUGCGCUCAUAAAGGGGUUUGUAACUAGACUGGAGCUGCACCUGUC
Molecule: messenger RNA, 1867 nt
Organism: Periophthalmus magnuspinnatus
Lineage: Eukaryota; Metazoa; Chordata; Actinopteri; Gobiiformes; Gobiidae
Gene: alkbh1
Product: alkB homolog 1, histone H2A dioxygenase
Exons: 6
Coding region: 9-1052 (347 amino acids)
Biological process (GO): oxidative RNA demethylation
Cellular component (GO): nucleus; cytoplasm
Molecular function (GO): oxidative RNA demethylase activity; broad specificity oxidative DNA demethylase activity; ferrous iron binding
Source: RefSeq, a predicted model, not a curated record